AUGUUUCAGAGACUGCGAAAACACGGCUGCAACGUUGAUGCUAUGAUAGAAAUCCCAACGGCUGAACUGGAGAAACUUUUGUGUCCAGUAGGAUUUUACAAGAAGAAAGCAGUUUUCGUCAAGAAGGCGGCAGAGGUACUCAAGGAGAAGUAUGACAGUGAUGUUCCAGACAAUAUUGAAGAUCUUUGUUCAUUAGCUGGAGUUGGCCCAAAAAUGGCUCAUCUUGUUUUACAAAUCGCGUGGAACAAAGUUGAAGGCAUAGCGGUGGACACUCAUGUGCACCGGAUAGUGAAUCGUCUAGGCUGGAUGAAAACAAGCACACCAGAGCAAACCCGAGUCAAGCUUCAAGAAAUGCUGCCAAGAUCUCACUGGACAACCAUAAAUCCUCUUCUUGUUGGCUUUGGACAACAAAUAUGUCUUCCGAUUGGGCCAAAAUGUGGUUCAUGUCUUUGUCAGGAUAUAUGCCCUUCAUUUACAGUGAAAACGGAGAAGUCAGUGAAGAAGAAGAAGAAGAUCGAAAUCCAGGAACGAACCGAAGUGGAAUGA
Ostertagia ostertagi is the source of this 546-nucleotide messenger RNA. The record is from the annotation of a GenBank genome assembly. Lineage: Eukaryota; Metazoa; Nematoda; Chromadorea; Rhabditida; Trichostrongylidae.